Molecule: messenger RNA, 1484 nt
Organism: Mya arenaria
Lineage: Eukaryota; Metazoa; Mollusca; Bivalvia; Myida; Myidae
Exons: 2
Coding region: 518-1069 (183 amino acids)
Source: RefSeq, a predicted model, not a curated record
GCUCAUCCUACCAGGCGACUUAGGCGAUUAAGUCGCCCUGCACGCGGCAACUUCGCUUUGUUCUAAGAUCAAAGCGAAGUCAACAUCGCCGACUUUUUCAAAGAUCAAAAAGUCGGUAUCGCUAAGAACUAACACGUGUCAAAACAGAGCGAUUCCGCCUCCCGCCUGUCAGCUCGAUUGACAAACAACCAAUCGUGUUAAACCUAGUAUAUAUGCUCCAUUGACUUCGGCCAAUGAGAACGCUUGUUUUAUUCAAUCGAGGCACGUGUUUGCACCAUUGACUUUGUGUACAUGCACUACGUCAUCGAUGUAAUAAAAUUGUAAGGGAUUAAUAUUUACAAACGUCGAUGUUUGUAAAUGUCAUUUAGUGCCAAUUAGGAUUUAUACUUUAUGACAAUAGCGGUUUAAAUGAUGUGCACUGAUGACAAAUGAACUUAAUUGGAUGUGAUUACCGCGAAGUUAGCGAGAAGGGCAAGUGCGAAUCACAGAUCCAGGUUUGUUGUUUUUUAUUUCAGAAAUGCUUCCAUUAUUAUUUUUUCUUCGAACGGUUCACAUCAAUAUUCUAUAUAUGAGAUAUUUUGCAUUCUGUUUAAUAGUAAUCAUGCUUUAUACGUGGCUUCUGCGGGAUUCCCCAGGUCUGAAACGUAAAGCUGACGAUGUUGAUAGUGGUGACAUGAUCGACAGUACAAAUAAGAAAUCAUUCAAAAAGUCAAAUUAUCAAAAUAAUUUCAGUUGGUACAAACAAGAUGCAGAUAAAAAAUGGCACUGUGAAGUUUGUAGAGGUGCUAAGUUGGACAACACCUACGCCCGUGGACAUGACCAACCAGCAAAAACAACCAAUCAUCAGAGACAUGGCUUGUCAAAUCAGCACAAGGCCGCCUUGGAGAUGACAGUUCUGCGUUCCCAGGAACCCAUGAAGAAAAUUGUACUGGCCAAACUGUCCAAGGAUGACGAGCUUGGGGUCAAGCUCCUUAAGACUGCCUACCACCUGGCCAAGCAGGAGCUCCCCAAGGAGGAAUUUCAGUACCACCUCCAGUUUGCCGGGGCCAUAGGUGCUGAUCUCGGCUGACCUUGAGACCUACAUUGUGUAGACUGAUCAAGUGUAUAGUGCUUCUUGUUUUGCGAACUAGGAUGUGAUGAUAUAUUGACUACUUUUUUUUUACAAUUGAUGUCAUGUUGUUUGAUUUCAGCUAGUUUUGUUUGUAUUUAUAAGCUUAUUUUAUUUAUUUAUCAUGUAUUUAAAUUCUGAUAUAUAUUUAUGUGUGCAUGAUAGGUGUGCAUGUAAUAAAAUGUUUAAAACUUGACUUUUUUUUAAGGUAUAUACAACAAGUUAAUUCCAACUAAAAACAACCAGUAUCGCUAUUUUAAAACAAUUUAAACACCUAUUUAUUUUACACCUAUUUAAAUGCAUAGAAAAGUUGUUCAGGACACACCAGAACCCACCAUUUGACAUUUAAAAUCUCAAAAUUUUCCGACCUGCAAGA